Messenger RNA from Caenorhabditis elegans, 1410 nucleotides. RefSeq names its product Alpha-1,3-mannosyl-glycoprotein 2-beta-N-acetylglucosaminyltransferase (gene gly-14). Gene Ontology annotation, biological process: glycoprotein biosynthetic process. Gene Ontology annotation, cellular component: Golgi membrane. The coding region runs from base 15 to 1328 and encodes 437 amino acids. Lineage: Eukaryota; Metazoa; Nematoda; Chromadorea; Rhabditida; Rhabditidae. The record is from RefSeq and is marked reviewed. Gene Ontology annotation, molecular function: alpha-1,3-mannosylglycoprotein 2-beta-N-acetylglucosaminyltransferase activity; manganese ion binding; acetylglucosaminyltransferase activity. The transcript has 12 exons.
UUUCAGCCAAAAUCAUGCAUAUAUCAUCGAAAAUCACAUUUAUCUUCGUGCUCAUCUACUUUUCAUGGAAUUUUUACAUACAAAACGGGUUUACUAAUAAAGCAAUCGUAAAAGAGGAACUAAGGCUCUUGAAAGAAAUGGAUGAAGCUGGGUCUCGGCUGGAAAAAUUGUUGAAAGUUGAGAAAGAGCACAUGGAAAGGCUCUCGGAGACCAUGAAUAGAGCAACGAGACUGAGAAUUACUCCAAACUCCAAUAACCCGAACAACUGGCCCCACCCGAUUCCUGUAAUAGUAUUCUCGUGUAACCGCCCGGAUUCUGUUCGAGCCCAUGUUGAAAAGCUUAUAAUGUACCGCCCGAGUGCUCAGCAAUUCCCAAUCACUGUAUCACAAGACUGCGACAAUGAAAGCGUGAAGAAAGAAGUGGAAAAGUUCGGAAACUCCGUGAAUUAUGUGAAGCAUCCUCCAGGAGAAAGUGUGAAAAUUGAGAUUCCGACGAAUUUGCAGAAAUUUAAACCGUAUUAUUAUAUUUCAAGACAUUACAAGCUGGCGUUGAAUCAUAUUUUUUCGAAUUCCAAUAACUAUUCAUCAGUUAUUAUUACAGAAGAUGACCUAGAUAUUGCUCCGGAUUUCUUCUCGUAUUUCUCAAAUACUCGAUAUCUUUUGGAAAAAGAUCCAUCUUUAUGGUGUGUCACCGCGUGGAAUGAUAAUGGAAAACCAGAAAACAUUGAUCUGAAAUCCAACGCGACAUUAUACAGAAGUGACUUUUUUGCCGGAUUGGGUUGGAUGAUGACACGAAAAACAUGGGAAGAACUGGAGCCAAUUUGGCCGAAUGGAUUCUGGGAUGAUUGGAUGAGAGAGCCAGUUCAGAGGAAACAACGACAAUGUAUUAGGCCUGAAAUUAGUAGAACUGGGAUGAUGAAAUAUGGAAAGGAGGGCACCAGCAAAGGCCAAUUCUUCAGUGAUCAUCUGGAAAAGAUCAAAGUCAACGAUUUGCCGGUUGAUUUCUCGCAAAUUAAUCUCGAUUAUUUGCAAAAAAACGAAUUCGAAUCGAGACUGAGCCUGGAUAUCCGAAAUGCUGUUCCCGUCGAUAUUGACGAUAUAACUUAUCCAGAUUGGAAGCCAGAUUAUGAAGGAAUGAAAGCAAUAAUCUACUACACUGGAAGAACGGAUUUCGUGGCAAAAGCCGAUCGGCUGAGUUUGAUGCACGAUUUUAAGGCUGGAGUCCCUCGAACUGCGUACAAUGGAAUUGUGACGUGCUUCUACAAGGGAACCAGAAUAUUUUUAGUUCCGGAUCGAUCGAAAGUUCCUGGUUAUGAUUCUUCUUGGUGAUCUCUUGGAUUUUACCCUAUUUAUUUUUAUUAAUUUGUUGCUUUUUUAACCUCGUUUUAAUAUGAAUAAAUUCUAUAGUUUC